UCCAAACAUGGCUUCCGCCGCCGCCGCUCCCUCAGCCCAUCGGAGCAUUCUAAUACUCAUCGUUCUCUUUACAAUGUUCCGGCACGGCGGCGCGGCUCGGGAGCCAUUUGCUUGCGACCCAAAAGACGCGGCGGCGAGUGGAUAUCCGUUCUGCAGGGCGGCGGUGCCGAUUCCCGAGAGGGUAAAGGAUUUGAUCGGACGGCUGACAUUGCAAGAGAAAGUGCGGCUGUUGGUGAACAAUGCGGCGGCGGUGCCUCGGCUGGGGAUUAAAGGUUACGAGUGGUGGUCGGAGGCCCUUCACGGCGUAUCAAAUGUCGGGCCCGGUACUAAGUUCGGCGGCGAUUUUCCCGGCGCCACCAGUUUUCCUCAGGUCAUUACCACCGUUGCUUCUUUCAAUGCGUCCCUUUGGGAAGCUAUUGGACGGGUUGUUUCAGAUGAAGCAAGGGCGAUGUACAACGGUGGAGCAGCAGGUCUGACAUACUGGAGUCCAAAUGUGAACAUAUUUCGAGAUCCACGAUGGGGUCGUGGUCAAGAAACUCCAGGCGAAGAUCCAGUGGUCGCCGGUGAGUACGCCGCUAGCUACGUCAAAGGCCUUCAAGGCAACAACGGUGACCACCUCAAAGUCGCUGCCUGCUGCAAACACUUCACAGCUUACGACCUCGACAAGUGGAAUGACACCGAUCGCUUUCAUUUCAAUGCCAAGGUUACAAGACAAGAUAUUGUAGAUACAUUUGAUGUGCCAUUUAGGAAAUGUGUGAAAGAAGGAAAAGUGGCGAGUGUUAUGUGCUCUUAUAAUCAAGUUAAUGGUGUCCCGACAUGUGCUGACCCUAAUUUGCUUAAGGGAACUAUACGCAACCAAUGGGGCCUCAGUGGCUACAUUGUGUCGGACUGCGACUCCGUUGGAGUAUUCUAUGACAACCAACACUACACAUCCACGGCGGAGGAGGCGGCGGCGGACGCCAUUAAAGCAGGCUUAGACUUAGACUGUGGGCCAUUUCUAGCAGUCCACACAGAAGACGCUCUGAAAAAAGGAUUAUUAACUCAAACUCACAUCAACAACGCUCUCACCAACACAAUCACCGUUCAAAUGAGACUCGGAAUGUUCGACGGAGCGCCGUCGUCUCACCCCUACGGCAAAUUAGGCCCCAAAGACGUUUGUUCUCCGCCCCACCAACAGCUCGCCCUCGACGCCGCCCGACAAGGCAUCGUUUUGCUCGAGAAUCGCCGCUCCGCUCUGCCGUUAUCCGCCCAUCACCACCGUACCGUCGCCGUUAUUGGGCCGAACUCCGAUGUCAAUGUCACCAUGAUUGGCAACUAUGCUGGUGUAGCAUGUGGGUAUGUAACACCAGUAGAAGGAAUAAGGAAGUACACAAUGGUGGUCCACCGGAAAGGUUGCGAUGACGUGGCAUGCACAAAUGAGGACUCAUUUAGCGAUGUUGUUGCCGCCGCGAGCACCGCCGAUGCGACAAUUUUGGUGAUGGGGCUAGACCAAUCAGUGGAGGCAGAGACUAAAGAUAGAGACGGACUUUUACUACCAGGACGACAACAAGACCUUGUUUCUAAAGCUGCGGCAGCUUCUCGAGGGCCGACGGUGCUGAUUUUAAUGUCCGGAGGGCCCAUUGAUAUCUCUUUUGCCAAGAAUGAUCCUCGAAUUUCUGCCAUCUUGUGGGUUGGCUACCCUGGCCAAGCUGGUGGAGCUGCCAUUGCUGAUGUUCUCUUUGGAACAACUAACCCAGGUGGAAAGUUGCCAAUGACAUGGUACCCACAAUCCUACAUUUCAAACUUACCAAUGACAAAUAUGGCAAUGAGAUCAACUUCAUCAUACCCCGGACGAACAUAUCGUUUCUACGCUGGUCCAAUGGUCUACCAAUUCGGCCACGGUUUGAGUUACACUGAUUUCAUCCACACAAUUGUCAAAGCCCCUAGCAUCAUCUCUGUUCCUCUCUCUGGCCACCGCCAUACUCACUCCGCUUCUACCUUGUCUGGUAAGGCCAUUCGGGUCACCCAUGCCAAAUGCCAAAAACUUUCUCUAGUCAUACACGUUGAUGUAGCAAACAAAGGCGAUAGAGAUGGGUCCCACACUGUGCUAGUGUUUUCCACCCCACCUACUGGUGGCUCCACAUGGGUACCACGCAAGCAGUUGGUGGCCUUUGAGAAGUUGUAUCUUGUUGCUGGAGCACAACGACGUGUGCAAGUCCACGUUCAUGUUUGCAAGUAUUUGAGUGUUGUGGAUAAGUCAGGGGUGAGGAGAAUUCCAUUGGGAGAACAUGAUAUUCAUAUUGGCGACAUUAAGCAUACAGUAUCGCUUCAAGCUGCCACAUUAGGAGUGAUCAAGACAUAGAGAACAAGAAAUCGUAUUGUGAGACUAAAACAAUAUGGCUGAUGAUUCUAUACCAUUUAUAUAAUUUUAGAGAAUAAUUUGGUGAGUUUUUUUUUUUUUUUUUUUUUAUCAAUAGCUUUUGUUGUAUGGAGUAUAUAGGGAGGGUUUAUUGUUAUGUUGAAUAUUAGAAAAAGA
This is a messenger RNA of Benincasa hispida (wax gourd), 2515 nucleotides long. Its product is annotated as putative beta-D-xylosidase 2. NCBI's taxonomy places the organism in Eukaryota, Viridiplantae, Streptophyta, Magnoliopsida, Cucurbitales, Cucurbitaceae. The record is from RefSeq and is a predicted model, not a curated record. Gene Ontology annotation, molecular function: alpha-L-arabinofuranosidase activity; xylan 1,4-beta-xylosidase activity. Gene Ontology annotation, biological process: arabinan catabolic process; xylan catabolic process.